AUGAAUAAUCUUCGUCUGGAGUUGGGAAUGUUGAACUGUGAAGCAGUAUUCUCAGCCGGGCAGUUUGGUGGACUGGCUAUAUUCUGGGUGGAUGGAUUGGACGUGAGGUUCCGAUCGAAAUCGAGGCACCACAUUGAUCUGGAGAUAACGGAGACUGAUGGGUCCGGUUUACGUUGGAGACUGACGUGUUUUUAUGGUCACCCUAUGACUGCUCAACGCCAUUGUACAUGGUCAUUACUGCGUGAUCUGAGUGAGGAAUCUCAGCUGCCUUGGGUGGUCGUUGGGGAUUUCAACGAGCUUUUACACGCUCAGGAGAAGGAGGGUGGUGAUGUGAGGCGUGAAGGACAGAUGCAGCUCUUCAGGGAUGCACUUACCCACUCGGAAUUGGUCGACUUGGGUUUCUUUGGAGCACCAUUUACCUGGAAAGUUCCGGGGAUGCGUUGCCCAUUAGAUAGAGGUGUGGCGAUGACAUCAUGGUUGGACAUCUUUCCGGCAGCCAGGGUUGAUCACUUGUCUCCUAUACAUGGAGAUCACAUACCAAUUCUGCUUGGGGUUUGGCAGCGUCCAAUGCAAGCAGUUGCUAGGCGCAGAAGACUAUUUCGUUUUGAGAGUCACUGGACUCAAAAUGAAGGCAGCAUGGGGGCAGUAAGGGCUGGAUGGGAGUGCAGGUCUGAGGGCUUCCCAAUGUUCCAAGCUGUGCAGAAAAUUAGAAAUACAAGAUAUUCUCUCAAUGAUUGGCAGCGUGCAAACUAUGGUAAUAGGGGAAGGGAGAUUGAGGCUUUGCGUGGGAGAUUACAGACAUUACUCACGCUCCCUUUAACAGAGGGUAAUCAAAGAGAGAGUAUGGAGUUGUCUUUCAAGUUGGAUGGUCUACUGAAUGAUGAACAUGCUUACUGGAAGCAGAGGGCCAAGGUUACUUGGCUUAAGGAUGGAGACCGUAACUCUAAAUAUUUUCAUCGCAAGGCUUCUAAUCGGAGGGCUACUGAGGUGGACCAUGUUCACAUGAGGUCUGUGGUCAACCUAAUUGAACCAAGGGUCACAGCUAGGAUGAAUGAUGAUUUGUGUGCGGAGUAUUCUGCCAUGGAAAUCAGAGAAGCACUAUUUCAAAUGUACCCUACUAAAUCCCCAGGGCCGGAUGUGCACAACCCUGUCCAGGUGUCUGACUUGAGACCAAUUGCGCUAUGCAAUGUUCUUUAUAAGAUUUGUUCUAAAGUGGUGGCGAAUAGGUUGAAGAAGAUUCUUUCUCAUCUGAUUUCUCCUUUUCAAAGUGCAUUUAUUCCUGGGAGAUUAAUCACUGAUAAUACUUUGAUAGCUAAUAAAGUUUCACAUUAUAUUCAUACUUGUAUGUCGUCUGAGGGGGUUAUGUCACUGAAGUUAGACAUGAGCAAAGCUUACGACAGAAUGGAGUGGAAGUUUCUUGAAGCUGUUUUGCUUAGGUUCGGUUUUGCUGAAUCAUGGGUCCGAAUUAUUAUGCAAUGUGUAAGCACAGUCAGGUACUCUUUUCUGAUUAAUGGGCAACCUAAAGGUUAUCUCACUCCUACUAGAGGGCUACGACAGGGCGACCCUUUGUCUCCGUACCUGUUUCUAUUAUGUGCAGAAUUCUUUUCUGCUUUGCUUGAUAAGAAAGCUUCCCAAGGUCUGUUGCAAGGUGUCAGAGUUUGUGAGGGUGCUCCUGUCAUUCAUCAUUUAUUGUUUGCCUACGAUAGUUUACUAUUUGGUGUGGCUUCUGAGGAGGAAUGUAUGCAUAUCAAAUCUGUCCUGAAAGAUUAUGAAUUGGUUUCAGGUCAGCUGGUUAAUUUUAGUAAAAGUAAUAUUGUCUUCAGCAAAAAAGUGCAUCUUGAUUUGCAACAUUCUCUUGCUGCUUCAUUGGGGGUGGAGAUUGUAGCUAAACAUGAGAAGUACUUGGGUUUGCCAACUUAUGUGGGUCGUAGCAAAACUGAGACAUUUGCCUUCAUUAAAGAGAGACUUAGUAAGAAGCUAGAAGGUUGGCAAGCUACGGCAGCAAGUUUCUCUUCUUCUUGUUGGCGUGGAAUUGUGGAAGCUAAGGCAGUUUUAUUGAGGGGUGUCAGAUGGCAAGUGGGUGAUGGCUCCUCUAUUCGGAUUUGGGCAGAUCCAUGGAUACCUAGACCUACACUUUUCAGGCCUUUGUUUCGGCAAUCAUCCUCCUUGUCUCUGGUUAGUGAGCUAAUUACUGCUUCUCAUUGGGAUAUUGACACUGUUAAUCAUUUGUUUGACCCUGUGGAUGUGGAAUUAAUUUUGGCUAUUCCUUUGAGCUCAAGAUCUAUUCCACAUAGACUUGUUUGGCACUUUGAUGCUAAGGGAGUCUUUACUACUAGAUUUGCUUAUGUCCAGGCUAUUGAAUGGCUACAUUCUCCUGCUUCUGUAUCAGGUGGUUUGGAGGUAUCUAGUAUUUGGGCAGCUAAUGUUCCAGGUAAGGUAAAGGUUCAUAUUUGGAGAGUUUGCUCGUCUAUUCUUCCUACAGUAUCACAGUUACGAAAGAAACAUGUGUUUAUUGAUGAGGGAUGUCUCUUCUGUAAUGCGGAAGAGGAGACGAUUGAACAUGUUAGUAGAGAUUGCUCUUUUGUCAAAGAGACUCUAUGUCUCUGCCCGGGCCUUGAAGGGCAGCGCCGUAAGGCAGCUCGAGAGGCUAGGCCGUGGUCACCUCCUCCAAUUGGGUGGGUGAAGGCUAACCUAGAUGGUGCUUUUGAUCAGUAUACUAAUUGUGGGGGCCUUGGAGUGAUAAUUCGUGACUCUUCAGGUUUAAUUUUGGGAGGUUGUUGCAGGAAAGUGUCUAAUGUCACAACCCCUGCUAUGGUGGAAGCGUUUGCUGCUAGAUUGGCUUGUCAGUUUGCUGAUAUCAUGUCCGAUGAGGAGGAUGCUUCUGGGUAUGGGAGGAUUGUGGAAGAUAUUUCUUUUUUCCAAGCUUCUUUAUCGAGUUCUUACUUUACUCAUGUCUUUAGAGAGUCUAAUUCAGCUGCGCAUAUGUUAGCUAAGUUGGCUCUUAAUUCUAGUCUAGAUUUAGCUUGGAGUGGUCAGUUUCCCUCUAGCAUCAGCAACUUUGUUGCUAACCAUUGUAUGAAUUGA
Messenger RNA from Rosa rugosa (rugosa rose), 3084 nucleotides. RefSeq lists its product as uncharacterized. NCBI's taxonomy places the organism in Eukaryota, Viridiplantae, Streptophyta, Magnoliopsida, Rosales, Rosaceae. The record is from RefSeq and is a predicted model, not a curated record. The coding region runs from base 1 to 3084 and encodes 1027 amino acids. Gene Ontology annotation, molecular function: nucleic acid binding; RNA-DNA hybrid ribonuclease activity. The transcript has 6 exons.